UGCAAGAUGAAGUGAUGAAUAAAAACAAUACAACUGAAAAUGUUUUUGGUGAUAUUCAAGACGACAAGGUGUUGGAGGAGAGGAAUGAGUAUGCGGGGAACAAAUUCGAUGAUGAUGUGUUUGAUGUAAAUGAUUAUAGUGAAGUUAAAGAGGAGUGGGAGGAGAGGAAUGACAAUGCGGGGAACAAAUUUGAUGAUGAUGUGCCGGACGAAGACGAACUAAUAAUAACGGGAAUUGCAGAUUAUUUUGAUGAUGAUGACGACAAAGAAGUUACACCCGAUAAACCGAGGAGUCGAAAACCAUCACAAUAUUUGUGCCCUCCUUACACCGAGGUAUUCGUUUUAUUUAUAAACUGAUGAUUUUAUGUUUAUGUGAAUUAUCUGAAAGAUAUAGAUUUAAACAUUUGAAUAUUGUUUUUAGUUGCACACGACACCGGAGCAAAAAAGAAGAAC
Messenger RNA from Lactuca sativa (garden lettuce), 452 nucleotides. NCBI's taxonomy places the organism in Eukaryota, Viridiplantae, Streptophyta, Magnoliopsida, Asterales, Asteraceae. The record is from RefSeq and is a predicted model, not a curated record.